GCACAUGGAGGCUGGCCUAGGGGCCACCAGGGGAGCUGAGAGGAUGCUGAAUUCUCUCCCCUUCCUCUGGAACAAGCCAGAACAGAGUCACCCUCCAAGGGUUCCUUCGAGCCGACCCCGGCCCCAGCCUUACCCCUCAGUCCCCAGCUCCCCAUGCAGCUGUCCCUUCUGCAGCUCCUGGUAGGGGCCCAGUGGGCAUCGCAAACUCAGGGAAACCACCUGGGCCUCUGAUCACUUUGCCUGCACCUGCUCCUCCACAGGCAUGCCCAUCCCAGGACAUUUUCCUGGCUGCCCAGGCCACAACCCUUCGGGUUAGCCUCGACUUUCAUCUCAUAUCCACAUCCACUUCAUUAGCAACCCUGGCAACACCACCUUCAGAAUAUUUACAGAAUCUGGCCAGGCGCAGUGGCUCACGCCUGUAAUCCCAGCACUUUGGGAGGCCGAGGCAGGCAGAUCACCUGAGGUCAGGAGUUCAAGACCAGCCUGGCCAACCUAGUGAAAUCACAUCUCUACUAAAAAUACAAAAAUUAGCCGGACAUGGUGGCAGGCACCUGUAAUCCCAGCUACUCGGGAGGCUGAGGCAGGAGAAUCGCUUGAACCUGGGAGGCGGAGGUUGGGUUGUGGUGAGCAGAGAUUGCGCCAUUGCACUCCAGCCUGGGCUACGGUGCAAGAGUCCGUUUCAAAAAAAAAAAAGCUGGGCAUGGUGGCGGGCACCUGUAAUCCUAGCUCCUUGGGAGGCUGAGGCAGAAUUCUCGAGCCUGGCAGGCAGAGGUUGCAGUAAGCUGAGAUCACACCACUGCACUCCAGCCUGGGCGACGGAGCGAGACUUCAUCUCAAAAAAGAUUUCCAGACUCUGCCCACUGUUCUCCCUGACCCUACCUUGGCCCUGCUCCCCGAUCCCUCCCCUUUGGUUAACCCUGGAAGCCUCUUCACUGGCUCCCUGCUCUUCAUCCUCGCCACACAGCCAGAGGGACCUGUGAGUGCCUCAGCUGGGUGUCCCACCCCUGCUCAGAGGUCUCCUGUGGCUUCAUCUCAGAGUAAAAGGGUAAAGUGGUCAUCGAGGCCCCUAAGACCCCACCUGAGCCUCUCCACCUUCCUCUUCGGCCCAUCUUUCUGUCUUGCUUGGUCCACCCAACCCGCCUUGAUGUUGAAACUCUCCAAGCUCCUUCCUGCAUCGUGCAUUUGCAUCGGUGAGUCUCCCUCUCUGGCUGUCUCUCCCUUAGAUGGUGUGUGCUGGCCUCCAUCUUAUCACUCAGGCCUUAGCUCAAAUGUCACCUUUUCCAAGAAGUCUUCUGUGACCACAGUAAAACGCCCCCAGCACUCAGUAUCUACAUCUGAGAUAAUUUUUUUUUUUUUUUUUGAGAUGGAGUCUCACUGUCCCGGGCUGGAGUGCAGUGGUGUGAUCUCGGCUCACGGCAAACUCUGAGAGAUUCUUGUGCCUCAGCCUCCCGCAUAGCUGGGAUUACAGAAAAAGACCUACUGUCUGGAUGAGAAAACAGGCCCAGGAAGGGAAGGAGUUGCCUGAGGUCCAUCUGUGAGUGGCUGCCUCUGGGUUCCCACCCAGGUCCACCUGCCAGCGUGGAAGGCGAGUGUACCAGACCCUGCUGCUCUGGGAAGAGAUCCCCCCAGGCCAGGUGUGUCACCUCAGGUCUGUAAUCCCAGCACUUUGGGAGGCCCAGACGAGAGGAUUGCUUGAGCCCAGGAGUCUGAGACCAGCCUGGCCAACAAAGUGAGACCCUGCCUCUACAAAAAAUAAACAUUAGCCAGAUAUGGUGGUGCACGCCUGUGGUCCCAGCUACUCAGGAGGCUGAGGUGGGAGGAUUAGUUGUGUUCAGGAGCCUGCAGUGAGCUGUGAUGGCGCCACUGCACUCCAGCCUGGGCGACAGAGCCAGACCCUGUCUCAAAAAAACAAAAGAAGAGAGGCCCCCACUCUGUGCCGCACUCCUGGAUGGAAGCCUCGAGGGGAGCGCGUGCAGGGCGGAGGCCUCAUGAAUAAUUGAGGGUCUCAGGCAGGCGGCCGUCCCGCAGAUGUCGCCCCGCCGCAGGCGGGGAGGGGGCGGCGGUGACAUCACUUCCUCCCCUGCGGGGUCCCCGUGUGGGUUAUAAGGCGCUGCAACCCUGGCCCGCACAGCGCCUUGGACCCGUUGGACGCCCACCAUGCCGCCCCGAGGGCCAGCCUCUGAGCUGCUGCUGCUGCGGCUGCUCCUGCUGGGGGCGGCCACCGCUGCUCCCCUGGCACCGAGACCCUCCAAGGAGGAGCUGACCCGCUGUCUGGCAGAGGUGGUCACAGAGGUGCUGACCGUGGGCCAGGUCCAGAGAGGACCCUGCACUGCUCUUCUCCACAAGGAGUUGUGCGGGACAGAGCCCCACGGCUGUGCGUCCACCGAGGAGAAAGGCCUGCUGCUUGGGGAUUUCAAGAAGCAGGAGGCUGGGAAGACGAGGUCCAGCCAGGAGGUGAGGGAUGAGGAAGAGGAGGAGGUGGCAGAGAGGACCCACAAGUCCGAGGUCCAGGAACAAGCCGUCCGCACGCAAGGGCACCGUCAACUCCACCAGGAGGAGGAGGAGGAGGAGAGGAAGAGGGGGCCCAUGGAGACCUUUGAGGACCUGUGGCAUCAGCAUCUAGAGAAUGGAGGGGACCUCCAGAAGCGGGUGGCAGAGAAGGCCAGUGACAAAGAGACGGCCCAGUUCCAGGCAGAGGAGAACGGGGUGCAGGUGCUGGGCGGGGACCGCAGCCUGUGGCAGGGGGCCGAGAGAGGCGGAGGAGAGAGGCACGAAGACUCGUCCCACCACCACCACCACCACCAGCCAGAGGCUGAGCGCAGGCAGAAGGAGGAGGCGGCUUCGGAGAGGGAGGAACAGGUGGAGCGGCUGGAGCACUUGAGAGACGAACUGAAGAAGGUGACAGAGACGCUUGGGGAGUAGCUCAGGAGGGAGGGCUGACCCCUGCCUCAGGCCCUCCUUCCUCCCGACACACCCUGUGGCUUAGGACUGUUGACCCCGAAGCCUCCAUCUCACCUGGCACCCCACACCACCCCACGCUACCCAAACAGGGGAGGAGACGGACGUGCCUUGGAACCACACCCAAGGAGGCGAGUCUGAGCUGGGCCAGGGGCUGGGCUCAGCCCUGACACAGGAAGCACCCCCACACCUAUGUACUCCCACUCCAACCCUUCUGAGUGAAUAAAGCACAAAGAAACGCA
Messenger RNA from Symphalangus syndactylus (siamang), 3200 nucleotides. It is a transcript of the gene CCER2, whose product is annotated as coiled-coil glutamate rich protein 2. NCBI's taxonomy places the organism in Eukaryota, Metazoa, Chordata, Mammalia, Primates, Hylobatidae. The record is from RefSeq and is a predicted model, not a curated record.